Eucalyptus grandis is the source of this 711-nucleotide messenger RNA. Its product is annotated as ethylene-responsive transcription factor 1. Gene Ontology annotation, molecular function: DNA-binding transcription factor activity; DNA binding. The record is from RefSeq and is a predicted model, not a curated record. NCBI's taxonomy places the organism in Eukaryota, Viridiplantae, Streptophyta, Magnoliopsida, Myrtales, Myrtaceae. The transcript has a single exon. Bases 1 to 711 code for a protein of 236 amino acids. Gene Ontology annotation, biological process: ethylene-activated signaling pathway; regulation of DNA-templated transcription.
AUGUACUCAGCAAGUUCCACAGUAUCAGAAUCAGAUGUUGCUCUUUUAGAGCGCAUUCGCCAGCAUCUUCUCAAUGACGAUGACGACUUUGAAACCCUGGCGAAAAUCGCUGAAAAUGUUCAGUUCCAUUGCCCAGAUUCAAGUUUCAUCACAUUCCCUUCACUGGAGACAACAAUGUCCUUGGAAGCAAAUGAUGACGACGCGGACGUCCAUCACGAUCCCCUGAAAGACGCUGUGGGAUUCGAAUCACCCAGCUCGUUGAAUGAGCAACCGGUCGUGGAUUACGGACACGUUGAAGCAAAUGAGGCCAUGCCUGUGGUGAUGCGCGAAUGUGACGCCCAGCCUGGAGGGUGUCUCUACCGGGGAGUGAGGAGGCGGCCGUGGGGGAAGUAUGCCGCGGAGAUUCGGGACCCAAAGAAGAAUGGUGCAAGGAGGUGGCUCGGAACUUACGAGACACCACAGGAGGCUGGGUUGGCUUAUGACCGGGCAGCGUUUGCAAUGCGUGGGGCCAAGGCCAGGCUAAAUUUCCCUCACUUGAUCGGUCGCGAUGAGGUGGAGCCCGUGAGGGUCACUCGGAGGCGGCACUACUCACCUGAGGCUGGGAGCGGCUCGCUGGAUUCAAAGUGCAGAAAGGAGGACUCGACUGGCUUGGCCGGUGACCCUGAGGAACUUAAUGGCUAUGUCAUGUCGUUUCAACAGAUUGGAACUUGA